Molecule: messenger RNA, 1560 nt
Organism: Arachis duranensis
Lineage: Eukaryota; Viridiplantae; Streptophyta; Magnoliopsida; Fabales; Fabaceae
Product: replication protein A 70 kDa DNA-binding subunit D-like
Exons: 13
Coding region: 1-1560 (519 amino acids)
Source: RefSeq, a predicted model, not a curated record
AUGACUGCAAAAACAGACUUGAUCAGAGACAUCAAUUCAACCAAGCUGGCUUGGUCGUUGGUCGUGGGUGUUGCCCGAUUGUAUGAGUUUUCCAGCCAGUGGAACCAGAAUGAAGUGUUUAGCUUGGAGAUGGUCUUGCAAGAUGAGCAGGGUGAUAGAAUUCAUGCAACGAUAUGUAAGCCUGGCUUGGACUUAUUCAGGGAAAGGAUAAAAGAGCAUGCCGUGUAUAGUAUGUGGAAUUUUAUUGUGAAAAUUAACAAUGAGAAGGUAAGGACAACUGCUCAUAAGUACAAGCUUAGCUUCUAUACAAAGACAGAGGUGGAAGUCCUUCCAAUCGAGACUUUCGCUUUUAACCCAUUCAAAUUCUGCCCCUUUGCUGAACUUGAGUCAAAUGCUCCAAUGGAUGGCAAUUUUUUGUUUGAUUACAUAGGAGAGGUUGUUGGAAAAGAAGAAGCUAUGGGGAUAAUUACACGCACGGGUAAAGAAAGCAAGCGUAUUGCACUACUGUUGGAAGAUCUAGAGAAGCACAAGAUUAAAUGUACAUUGUUCGGAGAAUUGGUGGCCCAAGUGCUUCCACACCUCGAGCGAGAUGAUGGGGAGCCUUUCAUAAUGGUUGUUCAGCUUUUUAAGUCGAAUGUAUACUUAAAUUCUGUGAAUGUUCAAAGCACUUACUAUGUCUCCAAAUGUUACUUCAAUCCAAACCUUCCCGAAGUUAUUGACUUCAAGAAAAGAUUGGCAGAGGAGGAAACCUCUUGCUGGAUUGUGGGAAAUAUUGUGUCUUUAGAGGUCGAUAAAUAUGACUGGUCCUAUACGUCAUGUAAGACAUGUCCAAAGAAAAUUCUAGAGAGCAAAGAUAGGUACUGGUGUGAUCAUUGUAGGCGUGUAGGCUUCAAGGCUAUGCUAAGGUAUAGACUUCAAGUAAUCGUCACUGAUGAAAGCGGGGUAUAUAGCAUUUUAAAGAUUUCAGAUGAUGAGUACCUCAUGUCCAUUUUUGGUCCUGCCAAUUCUUCUUUCAAUGCUUCUGUAAGAGAUAAUAGCAAUGGACAUGAGACAGUUUCUCUGUCCAAGGAUUCAGCAGUUGAGAGCAACUAUGAUAGCUCCUAUGAGACUCCAGCCAAGAGGUCCUCUCCUGAUAUAGGUGAUGGCUCGACAACAGAAGCAGAUCUAGCUUUGAGUGAUGAAGAAUUAAGGAAUCUAACGUUGAUUGAGAUCGAGCAAAUCUUGAACAAAAAGCAACACACUGAGUGCCUCUCCAAAUUAACUGCAGAGCAAAAAAAGGUUUAUGAUAAGAUCAUCAACGCUGCAGAAAGUCAACAUGGACGUGUCGGCAAUGGAACAUCUGAAGGAACAUGUGAUGGAAGCAACAUGAUUAACAUACCUCCUGAAUUGCUUAUCACUAAUUAUAAUGAUCCUAUACAGGCAAUGAUUGAAGUAAUCUAUUCCGAUUACAUUAUUGACAUGGCUAACGAAAGCCACUUGAAAGAUCGAGCUAUUUUAGCUCCUACAAUUCAUGUUGUAGAUGAGGUAAAUGAUUACAUGACUGCAAUGAAUAACAAUUAA